AUGCCACCUCCGGCACCGGGGUCCAACGACACCCCGGUUGCCGAGCGCUGGGCCUCACUGCCCGAGGAUCUGAUCCGCCUCGUCUCGUCGCGCGUGCUCGCCGGCGACCUGCUGGACUACGUCCGCUUCCGGGCCGUAUGCGGCGGCUGGCGGUCCGCCACCGCCUCCCCUCGCGGUCGCGGCGUCGUCGACCCGCGGUUCCACCCGCGCCGCUGGAUGAUGCUUCCGGAGGGCCACGGCCUUCACCCCGGCCACCCUCACCUGCGCGGGUACAUCCGCUUCCUCAACCUCGACACGGGGACCGUUGUCCUCAGCGACCACUGCGUCGUCGAUUCGGUCGACGGCCUCCUCGUCCUGCUACGGGACCAGGACAGCGCCGUCCGCCUCGUCCACCCUUUCACUGGCGACAUCGCUGAGCUCCCACCGCUCGCGACCGUCCUCCCGCAGCUAGGCACACUGCUGGAUACCUUACCCGCGCCACACAGGGUCAAAAGGCUCGCGGAGUCAAUCUGUGCUUCUGCUUCCUUCAGCGGUGGGGUCAUCACCGUUAUGCUUGCUCUUCAUGAGGUUUUCCAGAUUGAUCCACCUGUGAAUGGUGGGAUGGGCUCCGGUUCUAAGCUACAGCUGCCAAAGUUGAUUGCCACACUCCCAGAAGGCAACCUCGAUGUUCCUAUGGGUCUCGUAGAAUGUGAUUCAGAAAUCCUGGUGGUUGGCUACAAAGAUUUCGACAUGCUUCACUUUGUAGUUUUCAAGCUCACGGAUCUUAUCCAGCGAAGGUAUAUCCCGAUAACAAGCAUCGGAGGCAAUACCUUGUUCAUUUCAGAAAGGAACUUGAGUGUUGCCCCUAAAGCGUUGCCUACCCCUUUGGGUGACAGUGUCGUCUGUUUUGAACCAAGGCAACACAAUCUUGUGCACCAACAGCUCACUGGUGGCACCUGGUCACCAGCAACCGACGAUUGCAGCCUGUAUGGUCCUGCACCUGUAGGUCCUUGUAGCCUCAUCCACCUUAUCUUCAGCUGCUGUAUUCGCAUUCGAUGGAACAAAGGGCUAGUAUUCGGGAACAAAGGGCUAGUAUUCGGAAAGUACAUAUUAGGCUCAUAUGGUUCAGUGCGAAGAGCAAGAGGCUAG
Messenger RNA from Miscanthus lutarioriparius, 1128 nucleotides. The record is from the annotation of a GenBank genome assembly. NCBI's taxonomy places the organism in Eukaryota, Viridiplantae, Streptophyta, Magnoliopsida, Poales, Poaceae.